Molecule: messenger RNA, 1239 nt
Organism: Ectocarpus sp. CCAP 1310/34
Lineage: Eukaryota; Phaeophyceae; Ectocarpales; Ectocarpaceae
Source: the annotation of a GenBank genome assembly
AUGUUGGCUGCUUUGGCGUGCGAGUUGAACCUCGACUUGUGUCAUUUCGAUGUUGAGCAAGCUUUUGUGCGUUCGGAGUUGGAGGAAGACGUGUACAUGCGUUUGCCGCAGGGAUGUGGAGCUCUAUCUGGAAUGAUUGUAAAACUAGGCAAGAGUCUGUAUGGCUUAAGACAGGCAUCUAGGCAGUGGCAUGCAAUGCUGAAGAGGUGUUUGGUGGCGUUAGGAUUUGAGCAGUGCAUGGCCGAUGCUUGUGUGUUUCGUUUGAUUGAGGAUGUAUGUGUUGUUUUGAUUUUGGUAGUACAGGUAGAUGACAUUUUUGCUGUUGGAGAGAGGGAGAGAUGUGAUAAGUAUGGCGCCGACCUUAACAAGUCCGUGCCAGUGAAGAACCUGGGAGAGUUGAGAUGGUAUUCUGGGUGCUUUUACGAGAGGAAUAAGGAGACCGGUAGGUUGACGAUUUCUCAGCAGACUUUCACGGACGAGCUAGCAGCAGAAUAUGGAGUAGUGGGAGGUAGGAGCGUUCCGAUGUCUUCGGGUGUGAAGCUUUCUGAUUUUGAUGCGGAUGAGGUGGCGACAGAGUUUCCGUUUCGUGAGCUGGGGGCGAUUCAACUAGCGCAGAACCCCAUCUCAAACUCGAACUCGAAGCACAUAGAUGUAAGGCACCAUUUUCUCAGGGAACUGGUAGAGAGGAAGGAAAUUUCGGUCAUUCACGUGCCGUCGCCGUACCAGCGUGCAGACUUCCUUACGAAGAGUAUGUCGAAGGAUGCUUUCGAGUCUCACCGUGAUUUGGUGAUGAAUUUGGGAUGAACAUUUUAUUGUUUUUCUGAUAGGUUGUGUUUUGGUUUUGGUUUGCUUCUCGUUUUGUUUCCCGUUUUCUUUCAUUUCCCGCGCCAAGUAUUUGUUACGCGCGAUGCAGCAUUCAUAUUCCUUUGAAUUGUUUUUCUCUCUCUUAUGUUAUUCUGGUAAAGUCUUGGUGGCAUAUCGUCUGGGAAAGACGUCUUUUGGUUGAGAUAUCGGGUGUUAGCGAAGUUUUCAGUGAGAGACUGUUGCGAGCAGGGGGGAUGUUAGAUAUACUCGCAGCAGUAUCUGGUCGUGAGGAUCCCAGGGGAUACAUACGUGUUGGGAAUUUCGUGUGUAGGAGGGUACCACCGGUGCAGUCACGGGGAUCCUUUUGGCGUGGUUGGUGCGAUGGAGCUUGCGUGCGUGCUGCGCACUUCUUCCCUCUCUCUCUCCACCACCACC